This is a messenger RNA of Symsagittifera roscoffensis, 1146 nucleotides long. RefSeq lists its product as uncharacterized. NCBI's taxonomy places the organism in Eukaryota, Metazoa, Xenacoelomorpha, Acoela, Convolutidae. The transcript is spliced from 2 exons. The record is from RefSeq and is a predicted model, not a curated record. Bases 12 to 794 code for a protein of 260 amino acids.
GUUUUUGUAUAAUGUCUGCAGUUGACUCAAACGUCGCCAAAGUCUAUGGACCAGGAGAGCGGAUCGUCAUCGUCGGCAGAAAACUCCUCUUCCUCUUCAUCGCCAAGCACUGGGCAAUCAAGAUUGGAAACAUCUGGUAUGAAAUCAAAGGAGCGUCUCUGAGUGAUGCUCAUUGCAAGAAUGAAAUCAUCAGGAGCCGCGGAGACCUUGCAAAGAGCGGAGCAGGAGUCUACGGUGGCUCAAUUGCCGGAUACUCUGUCAAAACAGAUGCAGAAAUUGAUUCGUGGAUCUCAAAUUGGCUACUAGAGAACAACAAUUACGAUAUGUUGAGCGACAACUGUCAGAAAUUUGUGUUUGAUCUUUUAGUUUGGUGCACUGAUGACAAGUACGUAAUGCCCUACAGGCUAGAUGCGGGAGAAAUUGAGCAUUCAAAUAGCUUGUGGGAGUAUUUCACAGUCACCGAUGGCUUGAGUAGCAUUCGAAACUAUUGUGCGUAUAAAUUCAGGUACUCUUUUGGGCCUCUGUCUAUACACAGCAAAGUCCUAGAAUUCCAAUCGCAGAUUGUUUCUCGCGAGCGCUGCUUCGGGUGGUUCAAGGACAUAACAAUCAUAGAAAACGAAGUGUCACUCGGAAACGCAGUGGGAGCGAGGGUGGGUUUGAAUUUCGACACUGGCAUUGGUGUGAGGUUUGGUAACGCGGAGCUACACUGUCUAGGAUUGGGGGGUAAAAUAGGCACUGACGGUAUUCAAGUGGACACGCCUGUAGCAAGUGUGAAUGCCUGCAAUAUCCUCUAGUUGAAGACAAAAAGCAUAUUUGGAAGAUGAAGAUGACCUUAAUUAAGAGUUUCUAGAUGAUUUCCCUUUACAAUGAACGCUUUGUUUUGUUCCUUGUGAUUUAGUUCUUUCUAAAAGCUAAUGUUUUUUGUUGUUGUGACGCUUCAGCUGUGAGGCAUUUUUUAAAUUUCUCUAUUUCUCUUUUUGUUAACUUUCCCUUACACUUUGCAAAUAUCAUUCAUAGGUGCUUUAAAACCUAUACUGGUGCUGUAAAAGUGAUUCCUAUUUCAAUUACCGUUUUAAUAACUUAGCAGUUUUUAAGGUAAUCAUGUUGUUAAUCUUUUUAAUUGUUGUAGUUUUACUACCCCAUUUU